AUGGCUGCUGCUUCUCUACCAAUCGAUUAUUUUCAUACAAAUGCUGACGAUGAACAUCAUGAAAUUUUCGGUGUUAUUUGGCUCGAUGAUAGUACGAACGCUAAAGAGAUAAAAGCUGUUGUUGUUGAACUCGAUGAACUCAUCUCUCGAAUUAAAGCUGAUCAUAAAAUCCAGAAAAUGGUCGAAGAACCGUUGUCAAUUAAUAUUUUUACUACAAAUACGGGUGCAGGUAAAUCACUGACAGGUUUAAAUGGUCAGUUUGUUUUUUCUCAAGUUCUGAUUGAUUGUCUUCUCCGACUGAAAUACAGUGAAGUAGAUAAAAAAGAACUUAUUCACCUCUGCAGACAGCAAUAUCAAGGCAAUAGUGUCGAGUUAAGCAAUAUUCGCGAAUUUGAAAAGGAUUAUUCAGCUAACAAAGUUUUAUGGUGGUAUACACGAGAAUCAUUCUUUUACAAGUCUCUUAAUGCAGCUCUACGUACACAAAAUAUUCAUAUAAUAUUUUUGUUUCGUGCAUAUAUAUCCGAUAUUCAUCGUCAAUUGAAAAAUCUUCAAGCUCAAAAUCGUCUAAGAGUUUAUCGAAGCCAAAUGAUAUCAAGUGACGAACUGAAAACAUUAAAAGAAUGCUGUGGUCAGUUUAUUUCCGUCAAUUCAUUUUUCUCCACCAGUGUUGAUUAUCGACAGGCUAUUUCAUUCAUCAAUAUUUUUGAUGAUACAGACAAUUUAGAACCAAUAUUGUUUGAAAUCGAAGCUGAUCCUCUAAUGGUGGCUACAAAACCAUUUGCUAAUAUCAGUAUAUGUAGCGACUUGAAUGAAGAAUCCGAGGUACUGUUUAUGCUCGGUUCUAUUUUCCGUUUGAACACUAUCCAACGUAGCAGCGAUAGUAAAGUAUGGAUCAUCCGAAUGACUUUGUGCAGUGAGAAUGAACAUGAUUUAAAACAAGUUCUCAUGAAUAUGAAAGAGCAACUUGGUAGUGGAGAAACAGAUCUUCAAACAUUAGGAAAGGUAUUAUGGGAAAUGGGAAAAUUUGAUCUAGCUGAAAAAUACUUUAUUCGCUUGUUAGAACAACUCCCAUCAAAUGAUCCUUCACGUGGUAGUAUAUAUGAAGAUCUUGGCAAACUCUCAUCACAGACCGGUGACUAUGACAAGAGCGUUCAGUGGCAUCAAAAAUCACUCGCACUGAAAAACCAAAAUAAAUUAACUAUCAUUUCUAGUAUUGAUGAAGCAAGCAACUCUAUUGGUAAGUUCAUAGAAACAAAACGUAUUCAUACUGAAAUAAGAAUCCUACAUUAACAUUAAUAGUUUAUAAAAGCAAAAAUUGUAAAAAUGUCACAGGACUAGCUUGUCAAAAACAUAAUCAAUCGCGACAAGAAAUCCCAGUUUUUGCUUAUCAAGCAGCCAUUUUAGAAAGCCAAAGUAGUUUACGGCUAGAAUCGAACUGAUGGAACAAAUACCAACCACUAUCGACUCUAUCUAUAAGGGUGGGUGUGGGUGCGGGUAUUCAUCUCUCUCACACCCACACCCACACUCAUCUAGUAACACAGUCAGCAUACUAUCGACUGGAUGAUUGUACACAAAAUGUCAUAGACGAUUUACUCAAGUUCAUCGUAUGUUUUCAGUCAUUGAGACUCAAGCAUACUAUUCACGAAGUGUGCGCCGAGCAAUCUAACUAUUCUGCUAUAGCAGUUGCAAUUCAGCAAGCUUCUGUUUAAUUUUAUAAAAACAGUUUCCGUAUUUUUAGCUGUGCAAAUCGAAUAUGCAAUCAGAUCAAGUUGAAAAUCACAAGAGAACAACAUUCAUUGUAUGUUCUGCUUUACCGGAGAAAGAAACUUCUAUAAAAAAAAUUCUUCUUUUGUUCUGUCUCCACCGCUCUCAGGGGUGAACUGUUAACAAAUAGCGAAAAGUUCUUACGUAUCUUUUGUAUUGGUAUCUUCAAAAACAUACACAUUAAUCGAUCAUAACCACAUUAAGGGUAACCUUUCAUACUGCAGAAUUUUCGGCGGAAAACAUUCUGAGCGCUUCUGAAAAAUCAAUAGAUUGUGAAAACUUGCAUGUUAUUUUUCAAGGAAAAAAAACUACGAGCUACAUUUGUUGUCCAAAGCAAAAACAAUUUCUAUUUUCAUGAAACAAAGACUUCUCUAAAGUAUAGCAGUGCUUUAUCCUUGGUGAAAGAUGCUAAUGUAUCGUUAGUGAAAAUGAGCGCUUUUGAGACGAUUUAUCAUGUUUGAUAGUUUCUUUUGUAGUUCUCAGAACAAUUCGUGUGUAGAAACUUAAUGUCUUUAUCAUCAGAGCACUUCAAUGUAUUCUCUUUUUGAACUGUAUUUUAGGCAGAAAACGACGCGAACGGCGUUUCGAAGGUGUCUCACCUGGUAUUGAAUGGGUAAUAGCCGGGAAUAAUGCAGACUAUUUGGCAAAGCAUGUGCGAGAAUUCUUCGAGCUAUACGGUAAACCAGAUGACUUUGAAAAGUUGGUAUCUGACGCUCGACGCAAUUACAUUGAAAAGGAAUUAAGUACGAAAUCGGAUAUAGACACCAUUACCUAUUUGUUUCUAAAAGCUAUAAAGAAAAAAAGUCCGAAAUAUCUUCUUCAAGCAUACACUGCAGAGACCGAAUUCUAUCGACUAUUAAAUGUAAAUCUGGCAGAAGCACAGCUGAUCGAGACUGAGCCAGUCAAACUCGAAAUCAAUCAAUACUGUGCUUGCAUUGUUGGCAUCAUUGCUCAUCAUUCUCACUUGGAUCGAUUCAAUUUUUAUGGCAAAUGUUAUCGUGGCAUGAGUAUAAACAAGAGUGAACUUGACAAAUAUAAAAAAGGAACACGUAUUCUAACGAAAUCGUUUCUUUCCUAUCUCAAGACCGCGACGUAGCCACCAGGUUUGCUGAUAGCUCAGCUUCCAAUAACACCAUUAGUAUCUUAUGUAUAUACAAUGUUCGAAAUCGUAGAAGUGCACUUAAUCUAGAAGAAAUAUCCGAGUUUCCCGACGAAAAAGAAAUUCUUAUCAUGCCAUAUACGGCCUUUAAAAUUAUGGAUGUUAUCUACUCGGAUCGAGACGAUGACGGUAUCAAAGCUAAGAUAAAGUUAAAAGAAAGUGAACCCUGGUAAUAUCAACAGACUACACUAAAAACUUUGCUUCUCAUAUUGUGAUGAGUGUAUUUUCAUAUUUUGCUUAGUUAGAUAUAAAAGAGAACUUAUGUUUGAUGAUUUCUCUUCAAUUAUCUUGAGGACCAGACAUCAGAUGGUAAGUUCUUGUUAUCAGAAAAUUCAUCUAAAAUUGCUAUGAAAAAACUUCAUGGAAAUUCAAUUCAGUACUUUGAGAAGUAAGCGCUAAAACUUGAUUUUAAUAUAAAAAGACCAUAGAAAUCAAAUGUAAUUUUUUGUAUUCGGUUACGUUGGAUCAGGAAAAAUCAUCGUAUUGCUGCUAACAAUUCGCAAACGCUGCGUUGCAUCAAUUGAAUAUCAUCAUUGAUGACUAGCGCUAUAUGACCGUUGUUUUAAUCCCCACUUUGACUUCUUACAUAUGUUUAAAAUACAACGCUAGCUAGUUCAAAAUUAUGUAAGCAAGAGUAUGGGUGUGGAUAUUAGUUAGUCAUUUUCAUUUACAUCCACACCCACACCCGCGAAAUUAGUCGAAGAAAGUUUUUUCAUACUUUAUGAAGUUUGUUUAACUGUCUGUUUUUCUUCAUUGUUAUUCAUAUCUUUCAUCUCAUUGGCUGGCAAGUACCUUCACUCUUGCAAUGAAAAUUUCUUGUUUAUAUGAAGCUGAAGAAUUAAUUUGGUUGAAUUUUAGGAAGUAGUUACAAGUGAUUAAAGAAUAUUUCAAUAUGUAAAUGAAUUGACAAUGUCACUUUCUAUUUUACUCAAGAUCUUAGAAAGAGAUAAUCAAAAUUGAUACUUUUUUUUCUAUGAUCUUGACAUAUGAGAAUCUGUGAAUACAAAGAUUUUAGAUACAGAUGUAUUUGAUACAAUUCAGAAAUGUAAAAACAAAUUAUCUUUUAAACAUCUUGAUAAGAUCUACCUUACUGAUUCCAAAAUUUCGAGAUUUUGCUUACAAGAUGUUUCACUAGGAUGAGAAAAAGGAAAAUUUUUGUUGACUUUCGAUUUUUUUCCUCGUUUCGAUAUAAUUGAAUUAAAAACAGCAAGAAAAGUGACCUGCAACUCUCUUUUAAAAAUUGAUUUUCUACAAUAUGCCUGCGAGAAUAGCUGACAAUAAAUAAUGCAUCGAUCAAAUAGUAUCCUUCUCCAGAAACAUGUUGGUAAACAUUACUAGAGAUCUCGAGCUAGUGAACUUCGGCAUGCCUAUUCGUCAUUCAAAUUCGAAUUCGAUCAGUUGAAAGGAAAAAACUUUUCAACGAACGAUUUAUUCAGCAAUUCAAGAUAAACACAUUUUACCAAUUAGUUUGAGUUCUCUUUUGAGAACAACUGGAAUUUAGUCGAUACACUGUGGGUGUGGGUGGGUGUGGGUGUGUGGGUGUGGGUGUGGCUGUGCGGGUGUGGGUGUGGGUGUGGGU
Molecule: messenger RNA, 4502 nt
Organism: Rotaria sp. Silwood1
Lineage: Eukaryota; Metazoa; Rotifera; Eurotatoria; Philodinida; Philodinidae
Source: the annotation of a GenBank genome assembly